UUCACCCGUUCACAUUGUCCCCAAAUUCGAACAUUUACACGUUAAGCUUUGUGCACAAGUUUAUCUGAAAUUCUCAGGCCGACAACCGACGGCCCUAGAUAGUUCCACCGAAAUGUCCCAGUCCGGCGAUAAGUCCCAUCCAGAUACCAGUGCCCCCAAGUCCGAUCCCGAUCCCGAUCCCAAUGCCGAUGGUGGAAAGCUGCGCAAGCUAAAGUUCGCCGGUUGUUGCCAUCUGAAGGACGAGGCCCUGGCGCGUCUAUACAGGAUCGAUCGGCUGACCGACGAGGAGCUGGCCUCCGUGGACCUGAACCGCAGCUCCCUGAUCGACGACUACCGUCACCUGCACGAGAUCUCGCUGAUGAGGCAGGGGGAAGUUAACCCGGCCCGUCCGAGCCGACCCCAAACUCCCCGAAAGUGCCCCUCCAAAUUGCCGCAGUUGCGGAUCAAGGAAGUGAAGGUCACCAAAAUGUACAAGUUCCAGUUGCUCAAUCAACUGGUCAAGGUGAUGAGUUCGGAGGUCGAGCCACUGAGCGUUUUCCAGGAGAAGCAGUUCCAGUUUGAUGCCACCUACCACGAGGACGAGGAGGUCCAGCAGCUGCCGCCGAAGGAGCGCGAGAGGCGCCGCUUCAAGUCCUUUUGCGAUCAUCUGGACAACAUGUUCGUCAGCGGGGACCGCAACAUGGCCAUCGACAUGGUCGUGGAUGCCCUCAUCCGUCUGAAUAGGCGUCGCAAGCACAUCCCCCCCAAAGGACCCAUCGUUCCCAGUCGCAUCCGUGGCGUUCCGGUUGCUCGUCGUUAAUGCUAGUUAUCAAAAUAUCCAAUCCAUCUGGUAUCAUGAAAUCACCGAUCAGACACACCCCCAAAAUCAUUCGAAAGCGUGUUGUAUAGGAAAAGCUGGAAAAUCGAAAGCAAUCGUUUUCUUUUUUGUUAAUUUUUAUUUCGAUUCUCCACAGAAAUACACUUUCUCUCCAGUAUAUUAUAUUUUAAACACAUUUUAAAUUAAAUUUCGAUUUCCCAUUCAAA
Molecule: messenger RNA, 1023 nt
Organism: Drosophila rhopaloa
Lineage: Eukaryota; Metazoa; Arthropoda; Insecta; Diptera; Drosophilidae
Exons: 1
Coding region: 113-799 (228 amino acids)
Source: RefSeq, a predicted model, not a curated record